AUGGACAAGACCACUAGAGCUAUCAACAAGAAGAAGAAAUUCGUUGCCGAUGGUGUUUUCAACGCUGAAUUACACUCUUUCUUCUCCAAGUCUCUCCAAGAUGCUGGUUAUGCUGGUAUUGAAGUCAGAAGAACUCCCACCAAGACCGAAAUCAGAAUUAAGGCCACCAAGCCCUAAUAAGUUAUCGGUGUUGAAGGUAAGAAGCACAAGGAACUUACCCAAUUCCUCCAAAAGAGAUUCGGUUACUCUGAUGACUAAAUCCAAAUCUGGGCUGAACCCAUCAAGUUCAAGGGUUUAUGCGCCUCUGCUUAAGUCGAAGCCAUGAACUACAAGUUAUUGAAGGACGUCCCCGUCAGAUUGGCUGCUAACUACAUCAUCAAGUCCGUCAUCCAAGAUGGUGCUAAGGGUUGUGAAAUCAUUAUCUCUGGUAAAUUAAAAUAACAAAGAGCUAAGACCAUGAAGUUCAAGCAAGGUUAUAUGAUCUGUACCGGUCAACCCAAGAACGACUACAUCGAUGUUGCCGUCAGACACGUCUUCUUCAAGCAAGGUAUUAUGGGUGUUAAGGUAAAGAUUAUGUUACCCUACGAACCUAACCCAGCUAAGAAGUUCGGUGUUAAGACUCCUAUCCCCGAUAACGUUAUUAUCCACCCCCCCAAAUAAAUUACCGACGAUAAGGAAAUCAGAACCGCUGUUGAAUAAUAACAACCUGCUCAACCUGAACAACAAUAAUGA
Messenger RNA from Tetrahymena thermophila SB210, 732 nucleotides. Its product is annotated as 40S ribosomal protein S3. The transcript has 4 exons. The record is from RefSeq and is a predicted model, not a curated record. Gene Ontology annotation, cellular component: cytosolic small ribosomal subunit; nucleus. Gene Ontology annotation, biological process: translation. Lineage: Eukaryota; Ciliophora; Oligohymenophorea; Hymenostomatida; Tetrahymenidae. Gene Ontology annotation, molecular function: RNA binding; structural constituent of ribosome.